UGACGUAAUCGAGCCGCUUUUAUUUUGCGUAACUUCCCACCGUACUUCCUUUUCAGCGUAGAGAGACAAGCGGGACGGUCUAGCAGAAUGAGUAAGGUUUCCAGGGACACACUGUAUGAAGCUGUGAGGGAGGUCCUCCAGGGCUCUGUGGCCAAGCCAAGGAAGUUCGCGGAGUCGGUGGAGUUGCAGAUCAGUUUGAAAAACUAUGAUCCCCAGAAGGACAAGCGUUUCUCUGGAACUGUCAGGCUGAAGACUCUGCCAAGGCCGAAGUUCUCUGUCUGCGUCCUGGGAGACCAGCAGCAUUGUGACGAGGCCAAAGCUGCUGACUUGCCACAUAUGGACAUUGAAGCUCUCAAGAAGCUCAACAAGAACAAAAAAAUGGUCAAAAAGCUCGCCAAGAAGUACGAUGCCUUCCUGGCCUCAGAGUCUUUGAUCAAGCAGAUCCCCCGUAUCCUGGGUCCUGGGCUGAAUAAGGCCGGCAAGUUCCCCUCCCUGCUUACUCACAACGAGAACUUGAUCACCAAGGUGGAUGAGGUCAAAUCCACCAUUAAAUUCCAGAUGAAGAAGGUGCUCUGUUUGGCUGUGGCCGUAGGACACGUGAAGAUGACGGAGGAUGAGCUUGUGUACAACAUCCACCUGGCUGUCAACUUCCUGGUGUCUCUGCUGAAGAAGAACUGGCAGAAUGUACGUGCCCUCUACAUCAAGAGCACCAUGGGCAAACCCCAGCGCCUCUACUAAAUCACAGCUUUUCUAUUAAUAAAAAUGUGGAGAUGCUUUGGA
Monopterus albus (swamp eel) is the source of this 780-nucleotide messenger RNA. RefSeq names its product ribosomal protein L10a (gene rpl10a). The transcript is spliced from 6 exons. Bases 88 to 738 code for a protein of 216 amino acids. Gene Ontology annotation, molecular function: RNA binding; structural constituent of ribosome. Gene Ontology annotation, cellular component: large ribosomal subunit. Lineage: Eukaryota; Metazoa; Chordata; Actinopteri; Synbranchiformes; Synbranchidae. The record is from RefSeq and is a predicted model, not a curated record. Gene Ontology annotation, biological process: translation.